Messenger RNA from Clupea harengus (Atlantic herring), 1083 nucleotides. RefSeq names its product ictacalcin-like. The record is from RefSeq and is a predicted model, not a curated record. NCBI's taxonomy places the organism in Eukaryota, Metazoa, Chordata, Actinopteri, Clupeiformes, Clupeidae. Gene Ontology annotation, molecular function: calcium-dependent protein binding; transition metal ion binding; calcium ion binding.
UUUUUACUAAAUUCACAUUUUUAUAAAUUUCUCCUUAUGUAGUGCAUUGGCUUGUGAUCUACCUUGCUUGCAUGUCAUUUUGGAUAAUCUGCCAAAUGAAUACACUUUUGUAGUGGUGUAGUGAUUCACUAUCAUUUGUCACCACAGGCAAUACUGGUAUGCACAAAUGGGUAGAGCAUGAAUGAGUCAUCACGUGGCCUCCAAUUAGAGACGGAGAAACAGCAGGUGUGGAGGAGAGUGAAGGAGAGUCCAGGGUGGAGACAGAGAGCAGGUGUGGAGGUGGGUGAAGGACAGUCCAGGGUGGAGAGAAGGACAAUAGAGGGGUUGAAAGGAGGCAGGCGUGGCAUGCUGGCAUAAAAGACACAGCUCAUCCCUACCUCCCUCAUUCUGCUCAACACCCUCCACCACUCUCUCUUCGCUGGAAUCACAUCCUCGUCACACCUGUCGUAAUCAUGACUCAACUGCAGGGAGCUAUGAUGGCACUCAUUGGGGUCUUCCACGAACAUGCUGGCAAAGACCAGGCCCUGAACAAGGCUGAACUUAAGGGUCUCCUCGAGGCUGAAUUUGGUGGUGCUUCUGGGAAUGCAAAGGACAAGAAUGUUAUUGAUGAGAUCUUUAAAGGAUUGGACCAGGAUGGCAGCGGAUCAGUCAACUUCACCGAGUUUGUCACCAUGGUGGCUGCCCUUACUGCCGCAACCCAUGAAAUGCUGUCCCAACAGUAGAUAGAAAAGUCGUUUUCAUCUACACAAACCACACCACUAAAUAGCGCCACUGCCCUAUGUACCGCUACAGCCUAUUAAUCAGUUUCAUUCAAAUGUAAUUCUUAUGUUGUAAGCAGAAGUAUUAACUAAUUGAAAUAAAGAAUUGUGGGUACAUCUUUCUGGUUGUAUUGCUCUCUCUCUCUCUCUCUUUCUCUCUCUCUCACACACACACACACACACACACACACACACACACACACACACACACACACACACACACACACACACAGGUUCACACCACUACUAGAGGGAGCUCUCUGUCCAGAGUUCUGGAUCUUUAAUCCAUGAAGGUGUCAUCAAUUCAAGAAUAUGAAAACAACAA